This is a messenger RNA of Oryzias melastigma (Indian medaka), 586 nucleotides long. RefSeq names its product microfibril-associated glycoprotein 4-like. The record is from RefSeq and is a predicted model, not a curated record. Lineage: Eukaryota; Metazoa; Chordata; Actinopteri; Beloniformes; Adrianichthyidae. The transcript has 6 exons. Gene Ontology annotation, biological process: elastic fiber assembly. The annotation marks the transcript as partial.
AAACUCUGGAAGGAGAACAGAAGCAUCAGAUGAGGAACAACGUUUUCUUCAGGCUGCAGAUCAUCAGAGAUCUAAACUGACUUCAGAUCUUCAUCGCUUCACUUCAGCCCAGCAGUGAUGAUGAAGAUGUCUUCAGUCCUCCUCCUCCUCCUGGCUCCAAUGUUAGCUAGCUGCUUUGUGCGCUACCUGCCAGAAGACUGCAUGGACAUCCACAACCAGGACAAGACAUUGAAAAGUGGAGUGUUCACCAUCUACCCCUUUGGUCCCACGUCUGCUGUGGAGGUCUACUGUGACAUGGAGACUGAUGGAGGCGGCUGGAGUGUUUUCCAAAGGAGGAUGGACGGCACUGUGAACUUCUACAGACCCUGGAACAAGUAUAAGUAUGGUUUUGGUAGAGCUUCUGGAGAGUACUGGCUCGGUCUGGAGACCAUCUAUGCGAUGACACGCCGGGGGACUCAUGAGCUUUGGGUCAACAUGGAGGAUUUCAAUGGAUACAAAGUAUAUGCUCGUUACUCCUCCUUCUCAAUCGAUGCUGAGAGUGAUGGAUACACCCUGCAUGUUUCUGGAUUCACCAACGGUGGUGCCG